AUGGCCACAAAGGAUAAGAAGUCGUUUAAGAAGUAUGCCAAGAAGCAUUUGGCAACGGUGAUUGAAAACCGCCGUAAGGGCGUUAAAGCCAAGAAGGAAAAGCUGGAGCGCGUUGAGAAGAAGAAGCUGCGUGAGGCCAAAGAGACCCAACGUGAGGAGCGUGAGCACCAAGAGCAAUUAGAGCGCUUAAAGGACACGGACCCGGAGUUUUACUCCUACUUGGAGGAGGAGGACCCGACACUGUUGCAGUUUGGCGAGGAGGACAUGGAGGUCGUGAAUGACGACGAGGGAAGCGAUGCUGAGACGGAAGUGGACGAUGAAAAUGAAAGCAACAACAACGACGACGAGGAGGAGGGGGAGGGGGAGGGAGAUGGUGAUGGUGAUGGUGCGAAGAGUGGCAAGGAUUCCUCUGCAUCUCGCAUUACCCGUGACGAAGUUGAGCGCCUCGUCAAAGGGGGAAACAUCGAGGCAUGCGUCGAUGUUUUCGUCAGUGCCGUGCGCGAGUUGGGUUAUACGGUCAAGGAGCAUCCCAACACAAGUUCAACGCGCAAGUUUGAUGAUCCGUCGCUGGUGAAGGAGUCAAUGUUUCGCAUUGCACGCUUCAUCGGGUCAAACCUAAGUAAAUUUAUUACUGGAAAGGGUUCAUUUAAAUCCCACAAGACUCGUUUUUUGAUGCGACGACUGCUACUUUCUCUGGUGACUAGUGUUUCGGAAGGGGGAAACGUGGACGCCGUACUAACAGCGGGCCUGCUUCAUGCUCUUACGCCGUUUGUGCCGAUACUGCAUUACAUAAAAGGCAUUACUAAGUCUGUUCUGAAAGCGGCCCUUUUACUUUGCUCAGCCCCAGAGGAGCCGGUGCGUAUAGCGGCCUAUGUUGUUGUUCGCGCGGUUGCAACACGUGCCACAGGAACACGCACCAUGUAUCAGUCUACUGCCUUUAAGGGCAUCUUCCUUACUCUGGUAAAAACAGCCCAUCAUUACAACAUCCACAAUGCAUCAUUGAUAGCCUUUCUUAUAAACUGUGUCGUUGACUUGUAUGGUACAGACAUGGAGGCCGCAUACCAACACACUUUUGUCUACCUGCGUCAGUUGGCAAUUUACCUUCGUUCUGCACUACAGCAACAAACUCAGAGUAACGUCCGGGCCGUGGUGAACUGGCAGUACCUGAACGCACUACGUACGUGGGGUGCCGUCCUCUCAAAGUAUUCCGAGGCUGCACAGUUGGGCCCCCUCAUCCACCCGCUUGUGCAAAUUUCAGUUGGCUUAAUGGAUCUCUUCGCAUCUCCUCGCAUGUUUCCUAUGCAUCUGCAAAUCAUAGAGAUUCUCAACCAUGUUUCCCUUCGCGCUGACGGAGUCUUUAUUCCUGUGGCUCCGUACCUUUUGCGCAUACUGACUUCACCGAGUAUCGCCUUGAACCACAAUUUUCAAGGAAAAGGUGAGAAGGGCGAACAAAUAGACCUGCAGUUUACAAUACGUGUGAAAAAAUCACAGUCGCGUAGCGUAAGUUACCAUCGACAGGUCUGGUGUGAGUGUCUUUACCUCCUCACAGAGCACUUGGCAACGCAUAGCCACACGCUUGGGUUUCCAGAGGCUUUCUGGGUGGUGGAGACGACGCUUAAGCGGUUGCGCGGCGAGGUGAAGAUACCGAAGGUGCACUCUCAAUUGAGCACUCUUCUGCGGCACAUGCAAACAACUAGUCAACGCAUUAUCGCACGACGCGAUCAAGUAAGCAUCGGACCCUGCGACUUGGCAGCGGUAAAGCAGCUGGAGGAUGAAUUAAAAGCUGCCGGGAGCCCAUUGUCAACGUACCAUCAAGUGCUUCGCCAGCAGCGAGUGGAGUCCUUUGCGACGAAGCAGAAAAAUGCGAACGGUGGGGAACGUACGACGUUAGAGGCGUUUGUGAAUGGGGCGAGGGAGAAAAAAAGCCGUAAACGUACGUUAACUGACGUUGACGCCUAG
This is a messenger RNA of Trypanosoma conorhini, 1959 nucleotides long. RefSeq names its product nucleolar complex protein 2. Lineage: Eukaryota; Euglenozoa; Kinetoplastea; Trypanosomatida; Trypanosomatidae. Gene Ontology annotation, biological process: ribosomal large subunit biogenesis. Gene Ontology annotation, cellular component: nucleoplasm; Noc2p-Noc3p complex; Noc1p-Noc2p complex. The record is from RefSeq and is a predicted model, not a curated record. The transcript has a single exon. Bases 1 to 1959 code for a protein of 652 amino acids.